This is a messenger RNA of Manis pentadactyla (Chinese pangolin), 1986 nucleotides long. It is a transcript of the gene TBX4, whose product is annotated as T-box transcription factor 4. Gene Ontology annotation, biological process: positive regulation of DNA-templated transcription; regulation of transcription by RNA polymerase II; cell fate specification. NCBI's taxonomy places the organism in Eukaryota, Metazoa, Chordata, Mammalia, Pholidota, Manidae. The coding region runs from base 219 to 1865 and encodes 548 amino acids. Gene Ontology annotation, cellular component: nucleus. The record is from RefSeq and is a predicted model, not a curated record. Gene Ontology annotation, molecular function: RNA polymerase II cis-regulatory region sequence-specific DNA binding; DNA-binding transcription factor activity, RNA polymerase II-specific. The transcript is spliced from 9 exons.
GCAGGAGGAGGAGGGAGCUGAGGCCCCAAGUGCAGCCUCGGAGAUCAAGGGCCCGAUCCAGAGACGGGAUGUGUCCGGCCCCGAGGGCGCGGCGGGCAGCGGGACCCUGACCCAGCGGCCCCGAGUCGGAGCCCUGGCUGUCCCGUGCUCCUCGGACCCGAGCCUGCAGUGGACCUCGGGCCGCAGGCGCCUCCGCAUGUGGCGGCGCAGUUAGGGAGAUGCUGCAGGAUAAGGGCCUGUCGGAGAGUGAGGAGGCCUUCCGGGCCCCGGGCCCCCCGCUCGCCGAGGCCAGCGCCACCAACGCCCCCGAACCCGCGCUGGCUGCGCCAGGCCUCAGCGGGGCCGCUCUCGGCAGCCCCCCGGGCUCCGGCGCCGACGUCGCAGCCACUGCAAUCGCAGAGCAGACGAUCGAGAACAUCAAGGUGGGCCUGCAUGAGAAGGAGCUCUGGAAGAAGUUCCACGAGGCGGGAACCGAGAUGAUCAUCACCAAGGCGGGCAGGAGGAUGUUCCCCAGCUACAAGGUGAAAGUCACAGGCAUGAACCCCAAGACCAAGUACAUCCUGCUGAUAGACAUCAUCCCUGCAGAUGACCACCGCUACAAGUUCUGUGAUAACAAAUGGAUGGUGGCAGGGAAGGCUGAGCCCGCCAUGCCAGGAAGGCUCUACGUCCACCCGGAUUCUCCUGCCACUGGCGCCCACUGGAUGCGGCAGCUGGUGUCCUUCCAGAAGCUCAAGCUGACAAACAACCACCUGGACCCCUUUGGCCACAUCAUCCUCAACUCCAUGCACAAGUACCAGCCGCGGCUGCAUAUUGUGAAAGCUGAUGAGAACAAUGCUUUUGGCUCCAAAAACACAGCCUUCUGCACCCACGUGUUCCCAGAGACUUCCUUCAUUUCUGUGACCUCCUACCAGAAUCACAAGAUCACACAGCUGAAAAUUGAGAACAACCCUUUUGCCAAGGGAUUCCGGGGGAGUGACGACAGUGACCUGCGUGUGGCUCGGCUGCAGAGCAAGGAAUAUCCUGUGAUCUCCAAAAGCAUCAUGAGGCAGAGGCUCGUCUCCACCCAGCUCUCAGCCAAGCCGGACGUCAGCCCCCUGCAUGGCGCCCACCAGGCGCUCCAGCACUACCAGUAUGAGAACGGGGCUCACAUGCAGUUUGCUGCGGCUGAGCCGCAGGACCUUCCCCUCAACACCUUCCCAGCCCAGAGGGACUCAAGCCUCUUCUACCACUGCCUGAAAAGACGAGCAGACAGUGCCCGCCAUCUGGACUUACCCUGCAAGCGCCCCUAUCUGGAAGCUCCCUCUGCAGUGGGAGAGGAUCAUUAUUUCCGUUCUCCCCCUCCCUAUGACCAACAGAUGCUGAGCCCCUCCUACUGCAGUGAGGUGACCCCAAGAGAAGCCUGUAUGUACUCAGGUUCAGGGCCCGAGAUCGCUGGGGUAUCCGGGGUGGACGACUUGCCCCCGCCCCCACUGGGCUGUAACAUGUGGACAUCAGUCUCACCGUACACGAGCUACAGCGUCCAGACCGUGGAGACUGUGCCUUACCAGUCCUUCCCCACGCACUUCACCGCCACCACGAUGGUGCCUCGGCUGCCUGCUAUCUCCGCUCAGAGCUCCCAGCCUCCAGGAAACACCCACUUCAGUGUCUACAACCAGCUCUCACAGUCUCAGGUCCGGGAGCGGGGGCCCACCGCCUCAUUCCCCAGGGAGCGUGGCCUCCCCGCCGUGUGUGAGAGGAAGCCGCCCUCCCCACACCUGAAUGCUGCCAAUGAGUUUCUCUACUCUCAGAGCUUCUCCUUGACCCGGGAAGCUUCCUUACAGUAUCAUUCAGGAAUGGGGACUGCAGAGAACUGGGCUGACGGAUAACUCCCAUGUCUCCUUGGCAGCCCCAGGACCCUAAUCCAGUGUUAACCUCUGUGGGUGGCCUGUACUGCCCAGACACAUGGGAUGGUAUUUCAAAAGGUGGUGUGUGUGCAUGUGUGGGUGC